AUGUUACACAAAACAGCUAUCAAUUACAGUGCAACCGUUACAUUUGAUCGGUACAAGAACCAGAAGAAGUUUAGUGAUGUCCAAUCUGAAUUAGUGAGCUCUUUGAUGUCCAGUCCCAAGCUUAAGGAUCAGAUGCCUGAUGUGAAAAAUUGGAUUUCAAGGUUGCUAAAUUACACAUUAGAAGGAGGAAAAAGGAGCAGGGGCCUGGCGGUACCCUUUGCGUAUGAAAUAAUUGAAGACCCAAAACACUUCACAGAAGAAAAUCUCCAUAGAGCACGUAUUUUGGGGUGGGUCGUGGAAAUAAUAGAAUCGUACGUCUUAACAGUAGAUGAUAUCGUGGACUCGUCACAAACUCGCCGUGGCAAGGAGUGUUGGCACAUCCAUAGCGGCGUUGGGCUGGGGGCAGUCAAUGACUGCGGGCUUCUGCUGUCGUGUGCCUUUGAAUUAUUGGAAAUCUAUUUCGGAAAUGAACAAAUCUACAGCGACUUGGUCAAAAUUACCAAUCAGACAGUAAUCCAGAUGUGCAUAGGUCAGCAUUUAGACUGCUUAUACGUCUACAGAAAGGAGAAGAAUGACUUUGACAAGUUGAUAAAAAAUCAAAUAGAAUUUUUUGAUCUUGUAAAACCUGCCGUUUAUUCUUUCAAAUUUCCUAUACUCUUAGCUCUUGCUUUAGUAAAGGACAGAAGCAUAACUUUUUCAGAAGAAGCUUAUAAUGUAGAUUUGAACAUUGGCAGACUUCUGCAUUUACAGAAUGAUUACAAAGAUGUCUUCGUCGACGAUAUCAAAACAGGCAAAGUAGGCACGGAUAUUCAAGAAGGUAAAUUGACCUGGUUUUCUCUAACAGCGCUGCAGCGCUGCACUGAAGAACAACGUUCCAUCUUCAAAGAAAGCUAUGGAAGCAGCAAUCCUGAAGAUGUGAAGCGGAUCAAGCAGCUUUUUGAUGAUUUAGAUUUGAAAAAUUUGUAUAAACAAAAUGAACGUUCUAUGUAUGAAGAUUUAGUUCAAAGAAUUCGAGAUCUGCCGACGAAAGAGGAGACGCAGUUCUUUACACAGAUUUUAGAUGGCUGUUACAAGCAUUUCUGCUGA
Molecule: messenger RNA, 1086 nt
Organism: Spodoptera exigua (beet armyworm)
Lineage: Eukaryota; Metazoa; Arthropoda; Insecta; Lepidoptera; Noctuidae
Source: the annotation of a GenBank genome assembly